AUGGUUGGAAAGAAGUCGGGCAAGGCCCUCCGGGAUGAGGGCCUGGAGCGGACCGACAAUAACAUGGAGUUAUCCAGCUGGCCGCAGAUUCCAGCAAUUAACCAGAAGAACUACUACACUGACUACCUGAAACGAGAUGACCAAAACCUCGCAUUCCGACUCCAAAACGAGGAAGCAAGGACAAAGAUGACCAAGAAAGCGAAGGACCACGAUCGUGCCCUCGCUAUGGCAAAGACCGAGACCGCAGAAGGCGAGGCUGAAGCAGAUGGCGACGCGCAGAUGGAGGAUGCGGAGGAGACCCCAGCUGAGAUGGCUGGCUCUAAAGUCAUUGUCAUUCACAUGGGCAGUCAGAACCUCCGGAUUGGACUUGCCAGUGACGCACUGCCGAAGACCUUGCCAAUGGUGAUUGCGAGGAAAGCAGCCACCAGCGAGUCAGAAGAUCAUGAUGAACCUAAGCCCAAGAGGUUUAAACACGAUGAUGGCUCUGAAAUGGAGCCCGAAAAAGCCUUCGGACCUGAAUGGUCGUCUCAUUUCAAUCGGAUGUCUGCGGAUUUGAAGGUUCAUAUGCGACAGAACAAGCGAAGAAUGCUUCCAAACUCCAAGGAGAUGGUCGUCAACUAUAACCGCAGGACAGUGCCAGAAAUUAUCUCGGAACACAAUGAUCCUAUGCGUGCCGAAUGGACCGAGCUCUCUAGUCCCCCACCAGAGUAUAUUGUUGGGCAGCCGGCCCUACGGGUACCGGAUUCUUCAAAACCUCGAUACAAGCUGUAUUGGCCAAUCCGGAAUGGUUGGUGCAAUGAGAAAGACUACACAAGCAAGAGGUCGCUCUUCCUGGAUAUUUCAUUGAUCGUGGAAGAUGCGAUCAAGAAUCAACUGCGCUUGACGAGCAAGAAGGACUGGACCCAGUAUUCGUGUGUGUUCGUCAUCCCAGAUCUUUACGACAAAUCCUAUGUCACCCAAGUCUUGGAUAUGUUGAUGCGAGAAUUUGCUUUCGCUCGGGUGUGUUUCAUCCAAGAGAGUCUGGCAGCCACCUUUGGUGCCGGCUUCACCUCGGCAUGCGUCGUCGAUAUUGGAGCACAGAAGACUUCAAUCUGCUGUGUGGAAGAAGGCAUGUGUAUUGAGAACUCCCGAGUGAACCUGAAGUAUGGUGGUCAAGACGUGACUGAAACGUUCGUCAAGAUGAUGCUGCACGAUCAUUUCCCCUAUGCCGACAUCAACCUACGGCGUAGACAUGACUUCCUUCUGGCCGAAGAGCUCAAGAAGAACAUCUGCACCAUGAACGAAGCCAGCGUUUCUCCACAAGUCUUUGACUUCCACCUCCGUGUGGCAGGCCAAGAUACACGAAAGUAUACUUUCAAGGCUUUUGACGAAGUUCACUUAGCGCCAAUGGGAGUUUUUGAGCCUGACAUUUUCGACAACUCUGACAAGAUUACCGGGAGACGGACCUUGAUCGAUCGUUCUGUUGACAUCUACGAUGGGUCACCUAAUGAUCCUACUUCUGCAGCCCAAUCAGAGAUCUUGACUGCCAUGGCCCCUGCCCUCCCCUCCCAUGGCAAGACAAAUGGCGAGUCUCACUCGGCGGCGCCCGAUGUUCAGGCCACACCAAGCCGCCCCCCAACACCCCAACGCUUUAAGCAAAGACCGGAGAAUACAGGGACGCCUCAAGCAGGAGGGACAAGCACACCCGCUGCCACGGCCGCUGCAGCCCAGGCUCCCCGUCCUCCUGCGGUCGAAGAUCGUGACGAUAUCAUGCCUGUGUUUGGUCUGGACAACGCUAUCCUGACCUCCAUUGCGCACGCGUCUCGCUCAGACGAGAAGAAGAUGCGGGAUUUCAUCGGCGGUAUCAUGGUCGUCGGUGGAGGCAGCUUGACUAGCGGGUUCCAUCUCUUCUUGGAAGAGCGGCUGCAGGCUCUCCGCCCUGGCUUCUCAAAGGAGAUCAUGAUCGGGACACCGCCCAGAGACCUCGAUCCCCAGGUUGUUGUGUGGAAGGGAGCUAGUAUUUUCGGCAAACUGACCGGUACAAACGACAGUUGGAUCGGAAGGCUGGAGUAUGAUCGACUUGGUCCCCGGCUGAUGGCGUACAAGUGCAUGUGGGCCUACUAA
Messenger RNA from Penicillium mononematosum, 2103 nucleotides. RefSeq names its product putative chromatin remodeling complex subunit (Arp8). Lineage: Eukaryota; Fungi; Ascomycota; Eurotiomycetes; Eurotiales; Aspergillaceae. The record is from RefSeq and is a predicted model, not a curated record. Bases 1 to 2103 code for a protein of 700 amino acids. Gene Ontology annotation, biological process: regulation of DNA-templated transcription; double-strand break repair. Gene Ontology annotation, cellular component: Ino80 complex. The transcript is spliced from 5 exons.